Messenger RNA from Alligator mississippiensis (American alligator), 2054 nucleotides. Its product is annotated as zinc finger protein 239-like. Bases 88 to 1266 code for a protein of 392 amino acids. The record is from RefSeq and is a predicted model, not a curated record. The transcript has 2 exons. NCBI's taxonomy places the organism in Eukaryota, Metazoa, Chordata, Crocodylia, Alligatoridae.
GAGGUGUUUCAGGACGUGGCAGUGUAUUUCAUACAGGAGGAGUGAGAGCUGCUGGAAGAGGAGGACAAGGGGCUUUACCGGGACCAGAUGCUGAGGAACUACCAAGCCCUCGUUUCCCUGGGACAUGCCUGGUUGCUGAGCAGAACCAAGGAGCAGGGUCCUGAGGAAGGGCUUGGAAAGCUGGAGCCAGCAUGGGCUUCCCUGGGGAGUAUGGGUGAGGUGGAUUCCCUGAGCCCAGCGAAGGACCAGUGGCACAAGGGCCAGGGGAUGCCCCAAAAGCAGGAGAAUGUAGCAGUUAACGAAGUCCCAUCUGUAGUUGGGCGUUGGAGUGAAGAAGGGGAACAAGCCCGAAACAGCCCAAGGUGCAGGGAUGAAUAUGUCAUGCUGAGACACCAGAAGAGAACGAAAGGAAAGGCGCACUGGAGAGAGACACUGCAUGCAAACCAGGGCAGUGUGGAGGAGCUGGUAGUGAGGCAGGAGCUUGCUACCAAGCCCAGGGCGAGAGGCCACUCCUGCCCUCAGUGCAGGAAAAGCUUUAGUUGCCCCUCGCGCCUGGCUCUGCACAAGAUAAGACAUGCUAGGAAGAAGCCCCAUGUAUGUGCCACGUGUGGGAAGCGCUUCACCUGCCUCUCGACCCUGGCUGCUCACCACCAGGUCCAUUCUGGACAGCUCCCCCACCGCUUCACCAAAAGGGGGAAGAGCUUUGUGCGCAGCUUGGAGCUGCUCAAAAAACAACAUGUGCACAGGAAGAAGCGUCAGUACUGCUGUGUCACAUAUGGUAAGACCUUCACCCAUUUCUUCUCCCUGGUUCAGCACCGUCGGAUGCACUUGGGGAGGAAGACGCACCGCUGCAACAAGUGCAGGAAGAACUUCAUCAGCUGGCAAAAGUUGUCCCAGCACCGGUGUGUGCAGAAGAGGCAGCAACCACACUGCUGCACAAAGUGUGGGAUGAGCUUCAGGCAGCCCUGCAGCCUGGCCAGGCACAGGUGCAUGCACACACGGGAGAAGCCACAUCGUUGUUCUGUGUGUGGGAAGAGUUUUGCUCAGUCCUCCACCCUUACCCUGCACCAGGCCCUCCACACAGGGGAGAAGCCACAUCGCUGUUCUGAGUGUGGCAAGAGUUUCACCCAAUCCUCCCACCUGACCCGACACCAGCUCAUCCACACAGGGGAGAAGCCACAUCAGUGCUCUGAGUAUUGGAAAAACUUCCCCCAUCUCUCCCACCUGUCCCAGUAUCAGCACAUCCACACCCAGAAGCAUCUCUAAUUCUGCCAGCCGUGCAGGAAGCCCUGGGAGAUGUCUGUCUGCUCAGCACCCACCAGUGGUGCAUUCAGACAAGCACCCCCAUGCUGGUGACCUGAACAAAGAGUUCCCCCAGGCUUUGUCCCUUGUAGGGCACAGUGGGAGUCCAGAACCCAGACACUCACCCGCAAGUUUUGAUUGUGGGGAAAGGGUAAGAAGAAACACCUCAGGCAGAGAUCAGCCCCAACGAAGGGGAGAUGAGAUUUUUUUUUUUUGUAAAAAUAUAUUUCUCUCUCUCUAUAUGGUUAUAUGUAUCUAAACCGAUCCUGUUACAAAAAAAAAAAACCCUGCACCCUUGCACCCACACUCCUGUGCACCUGCGCACCCGUACAAAGGCCCGCUGGCCACCCGUACCCAUUACAAUGUCAAGCCACGCACACAACACACAAAAUGCACCCAGUCCUUUCUGGUCUCUCCAACCAGCCCUCCCUUCACACCUACUCAUGCCCCGUUUCUGGGGUCAGGUACUCUGCUCAACUGGUCUCUUCUUCAUUGUCACUCCAGCUUCCACUGGAAGACCCGCUGCUGCUGCUGUUGUCACUGUGGCUGUCCUCCAUACCACUUGUCUGGUCCUCUUCUCCGCUGCCGUCGCUCUCUUCUUUUGUUGGUGGGGGUUGUAUGGUCCUGAGCCACGUUUCCCUGUGCCAGAUAGUGUUUGCUGCGUCUUCUCCAUGUGAUGAGGAGAUGAUCUUUGUAUCAGGCUUGGAGCCUAUGCAUUCCCCAUCAUGAAUUAAAAGCAGAUAGUAGUCCCA